Carcharodon carcharias (great white shark) is the source of this 4757-nucleotide messenger RNA. RefSeq names its product transmembrane O-mannosyltransferase targeting cadherins 2a (gene tmtc2a). Lineage: Eukaryota; Metazoa; Chordata; Chondrichthyes; Lamniformes; Lamnidae. The transcript is spliced from 12 exons. Gene Ontology annotation, biological process: protein O-linked glycosylation via mannose. Gene Ontology annotation, cellular component: endoplasmic reticulum membrane. Gene Ontology annotation, molecular function: mannosyltransferase activity; protein binding. The record is from RefSeq and is a predicted model, not a curated record. Bases 329 to 2854 code for a protein of 841 amino acids.
CACUCACUCACUCACUGUUUGCAGCCUUUACACAUUUAUAUAUAGAGAGAGAGACACACACAGACACUGGACUAGUAGCGGAUUGUUAAAUGUAGCCGACCGAUUGCACGGCGAAGUCCCGGGGCUAGCGGCAGCACCUUGCAGUCUGCUGCGAGGUUACAGAGACUCAAAACAAAAAUAGGGGAGAGGAGGGAGGGAGGGGGGUGUGGGAAGAAAAGAACAACAAAAAAAAACCAUAAAGCAACAACAACAAAAAUAAACAGCCCCCGAGGAUGCGGAUCCGACCCAGCGAGGUGAACAGAGGAGCCCAGGCGAUACUGUAGUAGACAUGAUUUCUGAAUUUGUGAGCAGCGCUGUUGCUGUUGCCCUAUAUCUGAACACACUGAGUGCUGACUUCUGUUACGAUGACAGCCGAGCCAUUAAAGCCAACCCAGAUCUGCUUCCGGAAACACCAUGGACGAAUAUCUUUUACAAUGACUUUUGGGGAACCCUUCUUACACACAGUGGUAGCCACAAGUCCUACCGCCCACUGUGUACAUUUUCCUUUCGCUUUAACUGUGCCUUUGGAGGUAUGGAUCCCUGGGGUUAUCAUUUUGUCAACGUGCUGUUGCACAGUGCAGUCACUGGUCUCUUCACAAACUUCUCCCGGGUGCUGUUUGGCGAUGGCUAUUGGACUUUUAUUGCAGGCCUACUGUUUGCAACACACCCUAUCCACACUGAGGCAGUGGCAGGAGUUGUGGGCCGAGCAGAUGUCGGAGCUGGGCUCUUUUUCCUCCUUUCUUUAAUGUGUUACAUCCGGCACUGUAGGUGCAGGGGACGAAGUCUGUGGACUUGGGCCUGGUUGUUUGGAAGCUUCAUGAGUGCUGCCUGCAGUAUGCUUUGGAAGGAGCAAGGAGUAACUGUCCUGGCUAUUUCAGCCGUCUAUGAUGUUUUUGUAGAUCGCAGGCUCAAAUUUUACCAGCUUAUUUCAUUGAUUCAUAAGAGGCAGGUUGCUUCCCUUUUGAUAAGGGUGGGACUGCUGGCUGUCUGGGGUGCCACUUUACUGGGACUUCGCUUAUACUGGAUGGGUAACAAGCCACCAAGCUUCUCCAACUCAGACAAUCCAGCAGCUGACUCGGACAGCCUGCUGACACGAACUUUGACCUUUCAUUACUUGCCGGCAGCAAAUCUUUGGCUGCUGUUGUGCCCCGACACUAUGAGCUUUGAUUGGUCGAUGGACGCCGUGCCAUUGAUAAGAACAGUUGGUGAUUGGAGAAACCUUCACACGUUAGCAUUCUUUGUCGGAUUGCUGCUCCUCAUCUAUAUCAGCCUGAAGGGCUCUCCAAUAGACAAAGUUUGCAAUGGAAAAACAGUGAUGAAUGGCAAACAGAAUACAAAUGGGCACAGCUGCCACUCAGCAAUGGAGCAUGGGAACAACGAGCAGGGUUUUUACUUUGUACCAAGAACUGAUCACUUUGUAAAGAAUGAUUUAAUUCAGGGACUACCACUUCCAAAAGCUCAGAACAUUGCCAUUUUCUCUUUAUCACUGCUAAUAGUGCCAUUCCUGCCUGCUACUAACCUUUUCUUUUAUGUCGGUUUUGUAAUAGCAGAGCGAAUCCUGUACAUUCCAAGCAUGGGAUUCUGUUUACUAGUAACACUAGGCAUAAGAACCCUUUCUCUCAGAAUGAAGAAGAGAGUCUUUAAGAACUUGGUUUUAUAUGCAGCUGCUGCUUUAGUCAUUUUAUAUGGGUCGAAAACCAUAUUAAGGAACAGAGACUGGCAUGAUGAGGAAAUGUUGUAUAGAUCAGGGAUUAAAGUGAAUCCGGCUAAAGCGUGGGGUAACCUCGGGAAUGUUCUGAAAAGCCAAGGCAAAGUUUUGGAAGCUGAAAAGGCCUAUAGAAAUGCCUUGUACUAUCGCAGCAACAUGGCUGAUAUGCUUUAUAAUUUAGGGCUGCUUCUACAGGAAAAUGAUCGGUUCUCAGAGGCCCUACAUUACUAUAAAUUGGCAAUUGGUAGCAGGCCUACCCUGGCAUCUGCCUACUUGAACACUGGGAUUAUCUUAAUGAACCAAGGCAGGUUAGAAGAAGCCAAGAGAACCUUUGUUAUAUGUGCUGACAUCUCAGAUGAAAACCUCAAAGACCCUCAUACUCACAGGAGUUCAGUAACAAGCUGCUUAUACAACCUAGGCAAACUCCUGCAUGAACAAGGACAGCAUGAGGAUGCAUUAGUUGUUUAUAAGGAGGCAAUACAGAAGAUGCCAAAACAGUUUGCACCACAGAGUUUAUACAACAUGAUGGGUGAGGCAUACAUGAGACUGAACAAACUGACAGAGGCUGAGCACUGGUACAUGGAAUCCCUGCGUUCCAAACCUGAUCAUAUUCCUGCCCACCUCACAUAUGGGAAACUUCUGGCACUCACUGGACGUAAGGAAGAAGCUGAAAAGUACUUCUUGCGAUCCAUUCAGCUUGAUCCAGCAAAAGGAAACUGCUACAUGCAUUAUGGUCAGUUUCUGUUAGAGGAGUCUCGUCUGGUGGAAGCUGCUCAGAUGGCAGAGAGAGCAGCUGAACUGGAUAGUAUGGAAUUUGAUGUUGUCUUUAAUGCAGCCCACAUGCUCAGACAAGCUGGCCUGAAUGAAGCAGCUGAAAAACAUUAUGGAUUGGCAGCAGGACUGCGACCGAAUUACCCUGUAGCAUUGAUGAACCUGGGAGCCAUUCUUCAUCUUAAUGGAAAACUGCAUGAGGCUGAGGCUAAUUACCUCCGAGCUCUUCAACUCAAGCCUGAUGAUGCCAUUACCCAGUCCAACCUUCGCAAACUGCGGAACAUUAUGGAGAAACAAGGCUUGAAUGUGCAAAAAAAAAGGGAUGGUAAAACUUAAACAGGCAGACUUUUGAAACACUAAACAAGAAGGAAUCAGCAAAGAUGUGAGGGCCAAAAAUCUUCUGGCCGCAGUCCUGGCAAUGGCCCCCAGCACUGACCCAAUUGGAGUUUGCAGAGUCAGUAGGAAGCACUUGGUUAUUAUGGGAUGUGGCGGCUGCAUCUCCUGCACACACCUACCGAACACCGCCAGGAACUCUGGCAUCCAUCUGACCCUCAGAGAGGGAGUCUCUGUAAUUCUUUAGAAGAUUUUAAUGAAAAAAUCCUUUAUUUCGGGGUCCAGGUAGCUUGCCCACUGGUGGGCCUUCAUUUACUCUUCUGAAUGCUGGUAUGCCCUAACUCACUUGGUGUACUUGACUCCAAUGUUGUACCUGGGCCCAACUGAGCCAAAAGAGUGGAAACACCUGCGUCGGAGACCCCCUUCCCUGGUCUGUCUUCUUGCUGUAUGCCCUUGGUCUCUUCAGGGACAGUUGUAAUUUCCACCCCUUACAAAGCUAAUAGAAAGCUCCCAGAAAUGAUGGAGACCUGAAUUGGAGGGGAUGGGGGUGGGUGGUGGAUUUGAGAGGUCUUUCCCUGGAAUUCUGACCCCUGAUUUUACAAAAGCCUGAUCUUCCUUGGUGCUGCCUAGCCAGCAGGUAAUCAGAGCACUUAAUAAAGCAGAUUAGGGAAAAAAAACAGAUGUUUUUUGGAUGAAGAUAAACAUUGUUAACAAAUUUACUUUUUUCAUUUGGAAUACAUCAGUCUCAAUACUUCUCCACCCCUGACACUCAUUGCCUGAUUCACAUAGUUUUAGUUUAGAUGUGCCUGUCUACUCUGCAUCUCCAAGUGGCUAAUUAUUUUUGCUGCAACUUACCACUUGAAAGCAAGUUGCAGGCAAAUCACAAAACUUUUUGUUUUAACAAAUUUUUGAAGGCUUUGUGAAUUGGGCACGUACCUGUCUGGGCUGAUCGAUGACCUAGGAGGGUUCUGUUGAGCUAUCAGUACAAUAGCUAUUGGAUCUUGAGGUUGAGUAUUUAUAAAGUGUGCCCGCAUCUGCAAAGGUGUCUUUCAUGUUCGACAUGUUAUGUAUAGUUCUGGAGUACUGUAAGCAAUUGUGCAUAAACUGCUUCGAUGUUGGUUUUGGCAAAAUGAUAUUGGGCCACUUCAUUGACUAUGAGUUACUGUAAUUUAAAGGGAACGAGAAAGGAAACAUUAAAUUGUAUCCCCUUCUCCUAUAGCAAUAGCAGACCUGUUUGCUUUUGAAUUCGAUAAAUUUUAGUAAAGGCAUAUUUGUUGAUAUUUUAAGGGAUAAAGGAAAAAAAAUCAUGAGCUGCAUUUGUUCUUUUUGCUAUUUUUCUUUCGGUUUGUUUACAUCUGUUAUUUCUUGAUUGACUGAAUGCAUUCAACUGAUUUUACUGGCCUGGAACAGGUGUAUUUUUAUGACUUCUGAGUCACAACACAAAUACAUCACUUUGCUUCUGUACUUCUCUCAAUUAAAUCGAACAGCAGGGACUUAUUCUUCUUCUUUUGUGUGAUUGCGCGGCAGAAGUGACUAAUUGCUCCGGCUUUGUUGGCAUUGUGUUGUAGCAAUGAUUCAUUCAUGGGUCUGUCCAAGAGUUAAGGGUGAAACCUAAGCCAUGCAGGGGAGACUUCCUCUCUUCCUGGCCAAUGCUUUCAGGUUCUGAGAAAAGCUGAUAAUUAAUACAUUUGUGUUGCUGCUCAGGGAUUGCAUACAGUGGAGUAAUUCCAGACGGUGCUAAAGAGCACAGAACAUGUUUACUAAAUUAAAAAUUUUAUUUUUUGAAAUUGUUCUAUUUGUAUAAAUUAUCCAAAUUUGUAGAUGUGUUUCCUUUUGUAUUGACGACUGCAAACAUGCCAGCACACAAGCUUUUCCCUAAUAAAAAAAUGCAGUGAUAGAAACACGA